Brienomyrus brachyistius is the source of this 5301-nucleotide messenger RNA. RefSeq names its product zinc finger protein 418-like. The transcript has 2 exons. NCBI's taxonomy places the organism in Eukaryota, Metazoa, Chordata, Actinopteri, Osteoglossiformes, Mormyridae. The record is from RefSeq and is a predicted model, not a curated record. Bases 72 to 1085 code for a protein of 337 amino acids.
GAUGCCAAAGUGAUGUAGGAACAACAACAGAGUGGUGGGGCAGGAGGGAUGGGAUGAGGUGAAGUUCACAGAUGGGAGAGGGAACCUGUAGAUGGCUAAACGACUUUGUGACGACUUCCUGUACAUUCAGCCAUCUUCUACAUGCUUAUCCCGGUGUGUAUACACACACUCAGGCGCAGUCUGGGGAUGUCAGCAGGACAUAUAUACACACAGCAGGGCAUAUAUACACACAGCAGGGCAUAUACACACACAGCAGGGCAUAUACACACAGCAGGGCAUAUAUACACAAACUCAGGCGCAGUUUGGGGAUGUCAGCAGUCAUAUAUACACACAGCAGGGCAUAUACACACAGCAGGGCAUAUAUAUACACACUCAGGCGCAGUUUGGGGACGUCAGCAAGGCAUAUAUACACACAGCAGGGCAUAUAUACACACAGCAGGGCAUAUAUACACACAGCAGGGCAUAUACACACAGCAGGGCAUAUAUACACACACUCAGGCGUAGUUUGGGGAUGUCAGCAGGACAUAUAUACACACAGCAGGGCAUAUAUACACACAGCAGGGCAUAUAUACACACAGCAGGGCAUAUACACACAGCAGGGCAUAUAUACACACACUCAGGCGCAGUUUGGGGACGUCAGCAAGGCAUAUAUACACACAGCAGGGCAUAUAUACACAAACUCAGGCGCAGUUUGGGGAUGUCAGCAGUCAUAUAUACACACAGCAGGGCAAUAUAUACACACAGCAGGACACAUAUACACACAGCAGGGCAUAUACACACAGCAGGGCAUAUAUGCACACACUCAGGCGCAGUUUGGGGACGUCAGCAAGGCAUAUAUACACACAGCAGGGCAUAUAUACACACACUCAGGCGCAGUUUGGGGAUGUCAGCAGUCAUAUAUACACACAGCAGGGUAUAUAUACACACAGCAGGGCAAUAUAUACACACAGCAGGGCAUAUAUACACAUAGCAGGGCAUAUACACACACACUCAGGCGCAGUUUGGGGAUGUCAGCAGGACAUAUAUACACACAGCAGGGCAUAUAUACACACAGCAGGGCAUAUAUACACUCAGGCAUAGUUUAGGGACGUCAGCAGGGCAUAUAUACACACAGCAGGGCAUAUAUACACUCAGGCGCAGUUUGAGGACGUCAGCAGGGCAUAUAUACACACAGCAGGGAGUGAAUGAAACACUGGGAGUGGAACUCCAGCAGGGCAUAUAUACACUUAGGCGCAGUUUGGGGAUGUCAGCAGGAUCUAUAUACACACAGCAGGGCAUAUAUACACACAGCAGGAUAUAUAUACACACACUCAGGCAUAGUUUAGGGACGUCAGCAGGGCAUAUAUACACACAGCAGGAUAUAUAUACACACACUCAGGCGCAGUUUGGGGACGUCAGCAGGGCAUAUAUACACUCAGGUAUAGUUUAGGCACGUCAGCAAGGCAUAUAUACACACAGCAGGAUAUAUAUACACACACUCAGGCGCAGUUUGGGGACGUCAGCAGGGCAUAUAUACACUCAGGUAUAGUUUAGGGACGUUAGCAAGGCAUAUAUACACACAGCAGGAUAUAUAUACACACACUCAGGCAUAGUUUGGGGAUGUCAGCAGGGCAUAUAUACACUCAGGCAUAGUUUAGGGACGUCAGCAGGGCAUAUAUACAUUCAGGCACAGUUUGGGGAUGUCAGCAGGAUAUAUAUAUACACGCACUCAGGCGCAGUUUUGGGACGCCAGUCAGCCAGACUGCUUGUCUUCUGACUAGCCCUGUGGGUGAGGGGCGGCAGUGCCAUGCCACUCUCUGCAACUUUUUGGUCUUUUUGCAAUGGGAGUGAAUGAAACACUGGGAGUGGAACUCCUUGUGACUUGAAUUGCUCUGUCAAAACAAAAGCAGAACGUGCUAUAUGACAGAGACGGAAUAAGGAACAUGGGAUGGAUCUGGACCAGCAUCAAUCACAUGACUGAGCAGUACAGAUCAUGGCCCCAGCAUUGACCUUAAUCAGCCCCCCAGCCACCCGUAGGAUGCCUAACCAGAGCCCAGAAAUCACCCAGCUUUGCACACGCCUGGGACCUGCCCAAUUACCAGAAGCUCGCUCUCGUUUUGUUGUGCCUUUUUUUUUUACCGAGGAGGUUUUUCUUGUGUGAUAUCCUGUCUUUGGCAGAUGUAAAUUUUUUUCUGUGUUGAACUCUGUUUUCUAAGCGGAUUUCUAAAGAAUCUUCCCUCACAUCACCCAUCUUUGCCCCUUGGUGUUUUUCUGUAUGUCGGCAGAUAUGGGGGUGAAUAAACAUCUGCUCCCCCCCCCCUCCCCCCACCAAGGCUCAUAUAGCCCCUAAUUCAUCACAGGCUUUCUCAAAACUUUGGGAGAAUAAUAAUCAAUAGAUAAAAUCCACCUGUAACGGGAAGCCGCAGUUUCACCUGCUUCCUGCUGUUUGCUUAUGUGAUGGUAAAGCAAGAUCUGUUUGCACUGAAUUGUGCCUGGGUUAAAAAUACCGUAAAGCCUCUGUCGUGUCCCCAGAUUGUCCUCAUCCGAAAAGAGUAUUUGUUGUGUCCCCAGAUUGUCCUCAUCUGAAAACAGUAUUUGUCGUGUCCCCAGAUUGUCCUCACCCUAAAAGAGCCUCUGUCGUGUCCCCAGGUUGUCCUCAUCUGAAAACAGUAUUUGUCGUGUCCCCAGAUUGUCCUCACCCUAAAAGAGUAUUUGUCAUGUCCCCAGAUUGUCCUCACCCUAAAAGAGUAUUUGUCAUGUCCCCAGAUUGUCUUCACCCGAAAAGAGUUUCCAGAAUUGCAGUUUACAGCUCAACUGCUGCAAUUUUUGUCUCUUAUUUUUACUUUGCAUAAAUAGUGUAAAAUAAUAUGUGAGUGCAUUGCGUGUUAUUCUCAGUAAAUGUGUGGUAGCAUGAGGCCCUGUAUGUGCACAUGCGUAUUAGAAGUGUUUUUUUUUUUGAGCGUUCAACACUUGUUGUGUGAACUGUUACGGUGGAUCCUCAUUCCGAGAAGUCACAUGACCCCCCCCUCCAUUUCUCUGCUGUUUUCCUAGCACGCCUUUUCACUGAGGUUUUGCAGGGUAGAAUCAGGGACUUUCCCUUCAGCUGCUAAAGUGCCCCCCCCCCCUGCUCUCGCUCUAUCGCUCUCUCUCUUUUUCUGUCUCUCUCGACCUCUCCUGCUUGAUCGUUAUCACCGCUUCUGCGUCAUGUGGCUGCUAUUGUUGCACCCAUAAUCUCCCUUUAAUGGCUGAGGGAUGGUUAUGAUCGUUAUAGGUCAAUUCUGUACGUGCAGAUUUUACCCCCAUGAUCUUUACUUUCUUGUUUUUGUGUCUGUUUAGCUUGGCAUACUUGAAUGUAAUUCCUAGGACAGCUCUCCAUGGGAGAGGAAUGGGGUUUUCCCUCUCUGUCCCACCCUGAGUCUAUCACCCCUAGGCACCAGAACUCCCCCGCCUGCCUGCCUGCCUUCCUUCCUGGUUCAUCUCUGGUCUCUCCCAGGCAUAUCUCUACUAUACGUCAGCAUUUUUUUUUCCUUUCUCACCAUAGAGUGAUUAACAGGAACCUACAGGAUGCAGUAUACAUUCCUGAGAGUUUAUUAUGUGGCUGCUGACCUUUGUGAUUACCAAAAUGUCUCUGACUUGUCCCUGCAAUCAUAUUCCAAUUUAUUGUUUAUGAGUACAGUUAAAGACUAUGGAUUUUCUUAAGCUAACAAAGAGAUAUGUGUCAUUUUAUAAAAGGUCAUUUUUGUGUAAUGAGCUUUGCCAAGACUGAAAUAUGAGACAGUAGGAGGAUUCAUAGGAUUCCAGGGAAUUCACCAUGAAAAUACCCACGGCGGCAUUCUUAGCCUGUGUUGAUAUGUACUCGGAGUGUGUGUGUGCCGGUAUGUCUGAGUAGGAGUAAGUCAGAGUGGAUUCAGGGAAAUAGGAGUGUUGAUUUCACAAGAAAGGAGGGAAGAUAGUAUUUGGUGUGACAUGGAAGGAAUUUUUCUUUUUAUUCUGAUCUUUUUGCUCUCUGACCUUAUGGGGAGGGUCAUAUUCCUGCGUGAUCACCGGUAGGUGGAUAUGUAAAAUGGACGAAUACUGUUCUGUCUCCUUGAAAAAGGCACCAGUUUGAUUCCUUUCCACAUACUGAAUAACCAGCAUAAUCCUUCUGUGUGCUUCCAUGUAACUAGGUGCGUUAUUGGUCAACAUUGUGAUGCUAAUGCAUUUGCAUAUGGGCUUCAUUUCACCAGGGUGAUGUCUGCCUCUUAUUCUGUCUUUCACCCUUCUGAGGCUGCUUGGCAGGCUGUUGUUUUCUCAUGCUCUCGGUGUGGCAGGCAGCACCCUGGAUGGGCAUGUUGCAGCUGUGGCACUGGUGUCUUGAUUACAUAAGUCCCGUGGAGAUUUACCCGAAGAACAGGUUCCAGCUGACAGUGAAUUGUAAAAUUUUUUUUUAUUUUAUUAAAUCUGUAGGGUUAAAUUGAACGUGGUGAUGUGUUGAUUGUGUAGCGAACUGCUGAGGAUCGGACCCAAACGCACCCAUUCAUUGAUUCCCCGCUCAUCCACUGUAGCUUGAAGCCUGUCCCAAAAAAACCAUUGCAGAGGACACCCUGACAGACACAUGUAUACUAUGGCCAGUUUAGAGAGAACUGCUUGCAAACUGCACCCAGUCAGAAUGGGGGUGAAAUUCAAACACCCAUCCCUGGAGGUGCAAAGCAGCAGAGCUACCGCACGAGCAACCACAUUUUAGAACUUAGAUUUAUAGAACAAAACCAAAGCUAAAAAAUAACAGCUAAACAUCUUGAUAUAAUGUAUCAAAACUAUUAACAUAUCUUAAAACUGAGAUUAUUACUGUUGACAUAAUGCCUCAAAACUGAGGCUAUUACUUUUGACAUAAUCCCUGAACGAUUAACCAAAACACCAUUUGGCCAUGCUCAGCUUAGUGAUGAGUAGGAUAUAUAUCGAUUGGUACUCCGAUCUCAAUGAUGGCACCUUGUUAAACAAAAGGUUUAAUUGAUCUUGUAAUGCUCACAGUGAAUGUUUUUCAGUAACACAAUCAGGGUUCAUCUUUCAUUCAUACUCUGUGGUUUUUCUUCUUUGCUUAUGCAGCUUGAAUGGUCUUCCUGCCUGUGGAUACAUUUGCGGGUUCAGUGUGUAUGCCACACAGCGGGCUGUCCGUGACUGACCUUGUGACAAGGGGAAAAAUUCCCGUGGUAGACAUGAUUUGCUGUAUAGAGGCAAUGUUGUACUUUGCCUGCAGGCUGAAUUUGUGAGUACAGUUCACGAAAAGACACAAGACAAUGAUCCAGCCAUUGUUUUUCACUUUCUGUGUCCCUUUUGGGUCACCCA